AUGAUGGUCGAAAGAGAGUCAAGUGUUUCAACUGAGGUUUUCUUCGCUGUUUACUGUCACAUGGGAAGUUUCGGAUGCGGAGAUGGAGGAUGGACGCUGGUUAUGAAAAUUGACCGGCACGAAGGCAGAAAAACGGAGUUUGAUUUCCAAAAGACCAAGCUACCGACCUACUGGAGCACACCCUUCUCCAAAAUCUGUCUUGGCAUGAAGAUCGGACACCAGAUCAAGUUCAUCGUUAUCAACAAGCAUGCCAAUUCUCUCUACUCACUGAUUGCUGACGGUCAAUACCGCACCACCUCACUGGACGGUAACACGUGGAACACGCUGAUUAGCUUACAGGCUUCCUUGCAGUACAAGUGUAACAACUAA
Orbicella faveolata is the source of this 369-nucleotide messenger RNA. RefSeq names its product putative skeletal organic matrix protein 5. NCBI's taxonomy places the organism in Eukaryota, Metazoa, Cnidaria, Anthozoa, Scleractinia, Merulinidae. The record is from RefSeq and is a predicted model, not a curated record.